UGCCCGGGCCUGCUGGCAAGUGGGGUCGCCCGCAGGAACUGGUGAUGGUCUGGUGCUCGGCUGUGUCUGGUGGCUCCAGAUCCUCCACCCUGCCUGCCUUCUGCCUCGCAGAUGGGAGGAUUUAUUAGUUCACGAGGCUAGGGCAGGGAGGUUGAGGCAUAGCGCUUGGUGGCUGCCAUAUUUUUAACAAAUAGGGCAUUAAAGUCCUGAAACCCCCCGAGUCCCUCUGAGUCUGAAGCAGAUCUAGCUGUGACACCACAGGAUGCCAAUCAGACUCAAGAGAACUCUUUGACUCGGAUGCCAACUGGACUUAAAUCAUCUCCUGAGCCCAUGACAACUGCACAAACUGUGAACCGGCAAACUUGGGGGGGCAGCAUUUCAGAUCACUUGAUGCUUGGACCUGAUGCAUCUACACCUGGUCCAGAUCUUACCACGCUGGAGUUCAAGCAGGACACCAAGUUGAACACAUCUAAUGGCUUUUAUGUGGAAUAUGAGGUACUCCUUUCUGGUGAAUCUGGUACUGCUGUGGUAAAAAAUAUCACUUUGGACAGUGCAGUUAGAAUUGAGCUCUCAUGCAAACUGGAUGAUAAAUAUUCCUCUGUGAAAGUGCUUCAAGUGACUUGGAAGAAGGGAAAUGAAACAAUUGGACACAUCAAUAAAACGGAAAAUAGCUGGAGCAUCCAAUUGACAAUCUCAGAUAACAGUAAGCUGGGAAGUUACAGUUGUACUGUGAAAAGUGAAGAAAAAUUCAGCGUGGUAUUUCAUUUACAAGUACCGAAAAUUGACGUAAAAGACAAACCUGUAAUCACUUAUGAAGGAGAUGCAGCUGUGCUGGUUUGUAAAAGUUCCGGUUAUACUCCCAUUUCUUGGACCUGGUACAUGACCAAUGGAAGUGAACAGAUUGCCAUUAAUGACUCUUUGCUGUUGGACAAGUAUGUAAUAAAUAGAGUAUUUCCCAACGUAACCCAACUGAAGAUACUGAAGCUCACCAGUAAAGAUGAUGGUGUAUACUGGUGUGAAGCUGCUUUUGAACUAGGAAAAAGUAAAGGAAAACUGAAGCUUAAAGUUCUGUCACUCAUGGUGCCACUCAAGCCCUUUCUAGCAAUAGUAGCUGAAGUUGUUGUAUUAGUAGCUGUUAUUUUCCUUUUUGAGAUAUAUUCGAAAAGGAGAGAGAAAUGUGCAGAAGUUGAAAAAGAAUUUGACCAAAUUGAGCAACUUAAAUCAGAAGAAAGCAACGGUGUGGAAAACAGUAGCACUAGACACAGAAAAGUUUAAUCCCGUUCCUAGAAAGGAGAUUAAGCCUACAGAAGCGGAAACCAUCACAAAGCUACAGAAGAUAUAUGCAGCUAUGCAUUUUAAACAUCAACCGUGCUUCUACAUAGACUCUUCUACACUUGUGAGAAAUAUGAUGCUUUUAAAAUAGCUGUGAAAUGGCUCAUUUUAUACAGAUAAUGAAUUCUAAUAUACUGCAUAUAGACUCUUGGUGUCUGUAACAUUGAUGUUUGUCAUUUACUAAAAGGCAGUUUGUAUGUGGUCAGAUUUCAUAUUGUUUUGUGACUGAUCUGUUUAAUUUUGUCAUAAAUUAGAACUAUGCUUGCUUUUAUUGAAUGAACAGGUAAUAUAGAAUGGGCUUAUUAUCAAAAAGUGGAUAUUGAAGGCUUGUUAGAAAGCUGGACUUGCAAGAUCAAAAAUGUAUUUCCACCAAAGACAAUGCCUUUUACUAGCAUAUAAAGCAAAUGUGACAUACAACCAUUUUUACCAAAGAAAUAGUCAAAGGGAAAUCUUUAUCAUGACUUUAAAUGAAACAUCAACAGUUUCGCAACUUUCAGUGAACAGGAAAAUGUCUUCAUUAUAACUUUUGCUUAGCUUUAUUUAAAUCAGAAGGAAAUAUAGGUAUGUUUUGAGUACUUAAGAAUUUCUUUUAAGAUGUACUGCCAUAUGGCUGUGGUGCCAAACUAUUUCCAUAUAGGCUAAGCACUUGAAUACUGUGCAGACUGGGUGUUCUGUCACUAUUUCAGAAUAGAUGGAAGAAGCAAUGGGGGUACAGUACCAUACCAAAAUAAAAUUGAAAUAGUUGCCUACACUUGCACAAAUGUAGACCACAGGAUGUAUGAGAUAUGCGGAACCAGUUCUGACUAUACUUUAUACAGAACACAGAAAUUUUAAGAAAUUCACCUAUGUGGUUCUUAACAUAUACUGUGCAAUUAGUAUUUCUACUUGCUUUUGCUUAUGGUGUUGCUUGACAAACUCUUACCAGAGAACAGCAAAGGUGUUGAACAACUAAAAAUUCUAGGGUAAUACAGUAAAGCAGCAUGAGUACCACUAGUUCUGUUCACACACAGAAUUGUGGCACUGCUUAAAUUGUGCUGUUGUUGUUGAAGAGUUAGCUGCCAUAAUAAAUACACCAAUUAAUUACAUUAUAUAUUCAGCAACUGAAAAUGCGUAACUAAUGGAAGAACAGGCAACUAAUAGAAAAACAGCUGAUUGCAUUACUAGCCUUUUUUUUUGCUAAUCCAAAAGAAAAAAUAGAAUAUCUUUUCUUUUGUGGACAGGAAAAAGUGGACUCUCCAAAAGCGCUUCUUCUCCCAAAAAAAAUGUAAGGAAAAAAGCAGGCGGCAUUUGCAAACUCCCUAGUCAAGUGAAAAGAAAAAAAAUAUAAAUUGCAUUGCCUCAAGUGGCCAUUUUUGAAGACAGAAAAAGGUAAAGGCUAGCAUUGGCUGUUUUGUUAGAAAUGAACAAAAGGUAGUCUGAUCUGUACUUCGUUGCUACUUUUUCACAUUUAUUUAGCAGCUUUAACAAAUAAAGGUUAAAGCUUGAAUAAAAAACAAUGGGAAGUAUAUAAACAUGAAAUGAUUGACUGUAAGGGCUGAAUACCGAUAAAGAUUUCCCUUGAUAAGAUACUAUGUUUAUUAUAUUUUGCCUUGGAGUUUCUAUGCACUAUAAAAGACAAUGCAUUUACAGGUUUUUAUAUGAAUUUCUUAUUGAUAUAACAGUAUUUUUUUUUGCUACAGUAAGUAAAUGUUUGCAGGUUAAAAAUAACUACUUCUGUAUAUUGAUAGUUUGAAACAUAAUUUUAAGUUUAUCAUUUGUUAUAGAAUAUGGACUUUCGUAGGAAAUGCAGUAGUAAAAAAAGUAAGCUUGCUUAUAGGUCCAUGAAUUGCUUUCUGAAUAAAGCGGAAUUCUUUGUAACUAAAACGAGGCUAGGUACAGUCCAAAAAAGCAUACUAAAAGGUGGGGAGGGGACAGGAGACUUCUAAUCAGAAACUGGAACAACUUGUUUCUGCCUUCAGUUAGCAUUCCUACAUGAUCCUAAAAUUGUGGUAUGAGGUCUUGGCCACCCAUAGGCAUGUUACUUGAAUAGUGUUUUGCCUUAGUAAACAAGGGCUGCAGCAACAGGAGGCAGGAACCAGAGAACCUGAACUGUGUACCUUAGAUCUAUGGUGUGUUCCUCCUAUCAGCACUGUAUUAGAGUCAAACUGGCCGCUGAAAUUGUAGUUUGAUCUUGACCUGCUGCCAGCAUGUUCUGCUUGCUCUGUUUCCAAGGGAGUUUGUAUUUUUUGGGUUGGUAAGUAGGCUUAUUCUUCAUGUCUGCCUUGGUUCAGACCUUUUAGGUCUAUUCCCCUACAGAGGGGAAUAAUAAAAAAUAGGUAUUAAAUAAUUGGCAUAAGUAACUGGUAUAACUCUAAAGGCAAAACUACCUUUUUUAGUUUUGAUGCCAUGAAAGAAGCUCUAAGGAUCUAUAAAGACAUAUCUCAUGAGAAAUAGUUAACCCAUGUUGUAUAUAUUCAAGAUGUUCCUACUGCAAUUGUUUUUCAUAUCUGUUUUAUUAAGCAAACAUAGCAUUUAACAAAACAAAAAAGGCCGUUAA
Cygnus olor (mute swan) is the source of this 3868-nucleotide messenger RNA. RefSeq names its product embigin (gene EMB). Gene Ontology annotation, cellular component: axon; plasma membrane. The coding region runs from base 298 to 1275 and encodes 325 amino acids. Gene Ontology annotation, biological process: dendrite self-avoidance; homophilic cell-cell adhesion; axon guidance. The record is from RefSeq and is a predicted model, not a curated record. Gene Ontology annotation, molecular function: cell-cell adhesion mediator activity. NCBI's taxonomy places the organism in Eukaryota, Metazoa, Chordata, Aves, Anseriformes, Anatidae. The transcript is spliced from 11 exons.